AUGAUUGAUGUAGAAGGAUCGAAGGUGAUUGUUUUUGUGAAGAAAGAAGGUGGGAGGUUCGAAAUCCUGUUGGCACCAAAAGACAGAGACAAAUUAGCCUAUGUGAACAGAAAGAUAGUCACAGUCGAGGUAGUGGAAAUUCCCAAGAUUGAAAUCAAUGAAUGA
Molecule: messenger RNA, 165 nt
Organism: Sclerotinia sclerotiorum 1980 UF-70
Lineage: Eukaryota; Fungi; Ascomycota; Leotiomycetes; Helotiales; Sclerotiniaceae
Exons: 1
Coding region: 1-165 (54 amino acids)
Source: RefSeq, a predicted model, not a curated record